Messenger RNA from Sardina pilchardus (European sardine), 1921 nucleotides. RefSeq names its product ankyrin repeat and SOCS box protein 15-like. The transcript has 10 exons. Gene Ontology annotation, molecular function: protein binding. The coding region runs from base 57 to 1802 and encodes 581 amino acids. Lineage: Eukaryota; Metazoa; Chordata; Actinopteri; Clupeiformes; Clupeidae. Gene Ontology annotation, biological process: intracellular signal transduction. The record is from RefSeq and is a predicted model, not a curated record.
CUCAGAGCAACACUCUUGUGGGGGAGACAUCCACUGGUCAAAGCUCACAGAUAGGAAUGGAUAUGUUUGUUGGUAUGAGUGAAGAUGAAAUCACUGACCACGUAAUUCAGAUGAGCCUUCAAGAAACUUGGCAAAAUCCAUUUUUAUUACCAAAAGACAGUUUAGAGAUUUUAAGUGAUGAAAAUGUAAAACUUCUGGAUGCUAUCAAGGAAGGUGAUAUAUCAGCUUUGCAAGAGCUGCAGAAGUUCCCCUCUGCUUUCUUGGAGGUGGACAGUGGCGGUUGGCUGCCUCUCCACAGGGCAGCAGUCCAGCCACUAGCCAAGGUGCUGGAGACAGUCUUAAACUCCCCCUGUGAUCACGAUCUUGAGAAAAAGACAAAGGUGGGUGAGACUUGUCUCACUAUGGCUGUUGAAGCUGGUCUGUUGGAGAAUGUGAGAACAUUGCUGGAGUUUGGAGCAUCUCCUUCAUGUUGCAAUAGCAAGAAUGAGUCUCCUCUUCUGCUGGCGGUGAGGACAGGCUCCUAUGAGCUGGUCAGUGUCCUCCUCUCCUACGGGGCCUCUGUGGGCCAGGCCUGUGCCAAAAAGUGGACUGCUAUGCACGAGGCAGCCAAGAGGGGCUACAGUGACAUCAUGGUGCUAUUGUUUAGUUGGGAUGGGAAGGUGACAUUCAGAGAUCAACAUGGUGUGACUCCACUGGGAACUGCAGCAGAAAGCGGCCACGAAGAGAUCAUCCGAAUCCUGCUUCAAAACGGUGCCAAUGUGAAUGCCCAAUCUAACAAUGGGGAGAGUGCCUUGAUAGAGGCAGCCAGCGCAGGCAAUCCAGAUUGUGUCAAUCUUCUAUUGAUGAAUGGGGCUAAUCCCAAUCUAGCCAAUGUUUCUGGCCUCCUUCCCAUUCAUCGGGCUGCCUACGAUGGACACCUCCUUGUUCUGCGGAUAUUGAUCCUCGUCACCUCUAGAAGAUCUGUGCGGUUCUCCGGCCAGAGUCCGGUCCAUUCUGCUGCUGAUGGCGGCCAUGCACAGUGCCUGCAGCUGCUGAUUGAGUCGGGAUUUGACGUCAACACAACUCUGAGUCAGACCGUCUCAGACACCUACAGUGACAUGCGGCGGAGUGCCCUUUACUUUGCCGUCUCCAAUGGGGAUGUCACCUGCACAGAGAUGUUACUGAAUGCUGGAGCCAAAGCUGACCUGGACCCCCUAAGCUGCCUCCUAGUGGCCGUACGGGCCGGCAGAUAUGAGAUUGUGAAACUGCUGUUGGCCAAAAACGCUAAUGUGAACAGCUACUUCACUCUGGUCAGCAACACGGUCUUCCCUACCGCUCUGCAAUACUGCCUUAGAGAUGAGAUAAUGAUGAGACUUCUGCUCAACCAUGGCUACGAUGUGAAGAAAUGCUUCAGCUGUCACCAUGACAACCCCUCUGAUUUGACCUUCUGCCGGAGGAGUCCUUGUGAUCUGCUGUGUCAGGUUAACAGUGAUAAAAUCCCUUUCUGUGAGUUCAUUGGCCUGCACUGCCUCAAGCACCUCUCUGGGAAGGUGUUGCAGAUUCUCCUGGACUACGUGAGUAAUGUCAACCUUUGCUCCAAGCUCAGACACAUUCUAAAGAAACAGACGGAGUGGGAAGACGUUUCGGAGAUCAUUUGUAACCCUCGCUCUCUGAUGCACCUUUGCAGACUGAAAGUCAGAGGACUCUUGCAUCUGAACUCGCUCCAUGAUUCCAGCCCCAUGGAUUGUUUUCCACCCAGAAUUAUGAAUUAUCUGUUGUUUAAGGAGAAUGGCCUUUAUGACCUGUCUGCUGUGCCUGUCUGAAGCCUUGGUCUGUUCCAAUAAUGUCAUCAACAUCUUAUACUGUACAUAAUAUACUUGAAUUUGUUUUGCUAUUGUCAUUUCCUGAGGGCUUUUCAAUAAAGCCUGAUAUGGUAUCACAA